Molecule: messenger RNA, 1350 nt
Organism: Effrenium voratum
Lineage: Eukaryota; Dinophyceae; Suessiales; Symbiodiniaceae
Source: the annotation of a GenBank genome assembly
AUGCAGGUAACCGAAACCCUCUCCGAGGGCCUCAAGCGAGAGCUCAAAAUCGAUAUUCCGGCCGGUGAUCUUGCCACCAAGCUCGAAGACUACAUGGCCGACCUGAAAUCCAAGGCCAACAUCAAGGGCUUCCGCCCGGGUAAAGUGCCGGUCGGACACUUGAAAAAAAUGUACGGCCGUCAGGCGAUGGCGGAGAUCCUGUCGAACACCAUCCAGGAAACGACCCAGAAUGUUGUCGAGGAACGCUCCGAGCGCCCGGCUCUGACACCAGAAAUCGAUCUGCCGGAAGAAGAUGCCGAGAAGAUCAUGGCUGGCGACGCCGACCUGUCCUUCAAGAUGACCUACGACGUUCUGCCGGUCUUCGAAAUCGUUGAUUUCGCCGGGUUUGACAUCGAGCGUCCGGUCGUUGAAAUCGCCGACGAGGAAGUCGAAACCCAGGUCGCGGAUAUCGCCAAGAACAACACCCCUUUCGACACCAAGGACGGAGCGGCUGAAGACGGUGACCGGGUCACCAUGUCCUAUCUCGGAAAGAUCGACGGCGAAGCGUUCGACGGCGGUGCGGAUGAAAACGGUCAGCUCGUUCUGGGCUCCGGACAGUUCAUUCCCGGUUUCGAGGAGCAGCUGACCGGCCUGAAGGCUGGCGAUGAGAAAGUCGUUGAAGUCAAUUUCCCCGAAGACUAUCCGGCUGCGCAUCUGGCCGGAAAGGCUGCUGCCUUCGACGUCGAGGUCAAGGAAGUUGCAGCUCCUGGCGAAGUCACGAUCGACGACAAGUUCGCCGAAGGUCUCGGCCUUGAGUCGCUCGACAAGCUGAAGGAAAUUGUCCGAGGCCAGAUCGAGAGCCAGUUCGGUCAGAUGACUCGUCAGCGCGUGAAGCGUCAGCUCCUGGACAAACUCGACGAUCACUAUUCCUUCGAGCUUCCCGAAAAGCUGCUUGAGUCGGAAUUCGAAAUCGUUUGGCGCCAGGUCGAAGAAGACAUGAAGCGCAACGAAAAGACCUUUGAGGACGAAGACACCACGGAAGACGAGGCCAAGGCGGAAUACCGCAAGAUUGCCGAGCGCCGUGUCCGUCUCGGACUUGUUCUUUCGGAAAUCGGCGAGAAGAACGACAUCCAGGUGACCGACGAGGAACUGCAGCGCGCGCUUUAUGACCGUGUCCGUCAGUUUCCGGGUCAGGAGCAGCAGGUGUUCGAUUACUACAAGAACAACCAGCAGGCACUGGCGUCUCUCCGUGCACCGAUCUACGAGGAAAAAGUCGUCGACUUCAUGCUCGAGCUUGCCAACGUUACCGACAAGACGGUGACCAAGGAAGAGCUGGAGAAACUGGUUGCGGAAGACGAGGAAGACGCAUAA